GCGACGCAACGGCCAAGUCCGCGGGGUGUGUGGCUGAUUCGAGCGCAGAGCCCGAGCCGAGCCUCUGCGCCUCUGCGCCCGCGCGCUUGAAGCUGAGGACCGGAGCUGCCGACUCGCCAUGCCGGACCCUGCGCUGGCACUGCCCAUCGCGCUGGCAAAGAUCACGCCGAUGGCCCCGUUGGCGGCAGACGCGCUGCACCAGGCCAUAGACGAGCAGUUCAACAUUUACUCGGACCAGCGCGACAGCCUUUUCCAGAACGCCAAGGAUACCAUCAUCGCGGCCCGAUCUGCGCUGGCCCAGGCGGAGCCAGAGGUCACGGAGCAAGGGGUCGGCUUUUUGGGAGUCUUCGGCGCUUUCAUGGACUUCACCAACCAGUAUUUCAACUGCUUCAAGGACAAGAAGCUGCAGAGACAAGAGUAGAGGCAAUGCGGCUGCUGUGCGUCUGACGCGCGCUGAGACGCCUCGACCGACUGCAAUUGGCGGGCUGAGAGCUGCGGAAGUUGCUACGCGAAUGGCAGCUACGGCAUCUUGGCCCUUGCCCGAAGAAGUUGUUUGCAAACAUGGACGUGAUUGUUUUGUCCCGACUGUGCUGCUUUCUUUUUUGUCUUCGACUGGCAACGCACGACCUUGUCACCGGACAUUGCUUUGUCUUGCAUUCGACUCACCCUCCUGAACAGAGGUCAGCAGAUUGGACAGUUAGAUGGGCAGACAGAACGACCUGGACAUUGCGGCUCCGUUGACCGUCGCGUCGCGGUA
This is a messenger RNA of Effrenium voratum, 757 nucleotides long. Lineage: Eukaryota; Dinophyceae; Suessiales; Symbiodiniaceae. The record is from the annotation of a GenBank genome assembly.